AAAUAAUCAUAUAAAAUCAGGUCAAGGUUGAUCUACAUCAUCGAUCGAUUGAGGAAGUACAUUAUCGGACAAAAGAUAUUAUUGUGUUAUUAACAGAUAUUUGAUCAUUGAAUAAGAUACACCGUUCCUCACAGAAAGAAAAGAAUGUCAACAACGACUGCAAAUAUUCAAAUGUCAACCCCAUUUAUACCACAAGUAGUUGGAUUUCAACAAGCUCCACCAGUCGGACGCCAGCAACAAGCAUUUCCAGUGAGGACAUUUAAGGUGUUUGGUGGUGUGCAGAUUGGUCUUGGUGUUCUUCUGGGAAUUCUCAGUAUAAUUGGAGUGAUUAUGGAUAUAAUUGCAUGGAACAAAUACGCCGACUGUCGCAACAAUUAUAAUUAUUACGAUGGCUAUAAUGAUCAAUAUUUGAUGUGCAGACGAUAUUAUGAUGAUGAUCACGUACUUUUUGCAUUUGACAUAACUUGUCUAAUAUGCUCUGGAUGGUAUAUUGUAACUGGUUUUUUGCCUAUGUGUAUGUCAAAGAAGAGGGAGGCGAGCUGGAAAUGUCUGAAAACUGGAUUUAUGGUGUGUAGCAUAGUUGGAGCGUCAGUUUUUGUUCCUACAAUGUUCAGUCUUGGUGUAGUCGGAUCAGUUAUAAGAGGAAAUAACCAUUCAAAAGCUGUGGUUCUGUCAGCUUUCAUGGCUGUGUUGACCUUUGCAGAAGUAGUAGUGGCAAUCAUUGCCGCUUCAUUCUGUUGUUGCUGCUCCGCAUUGAGGACUUCAACUCACCAGGAAGUUGUUAUAAUGCAAAGUACACAACCAGGAAUGUUUCUUAACCCACCACAGACUCAGAUUCCUAUCGCAAACAGCCACCAGGUCAUGAUAGCUACUGGACAACAAGCUAAUGCAAUCGUUCAAUAUCCUGCAGCGCAACACUAUCAUGUUAUGCCUACUAAUCAACCGUCAGCUCAACAGAGUCCGGCAGUUUGUGGUACACAACUAGAAGUGAACCAUGGACAAGUUUUUGAUACUAAUCCACCUGCUUACAAAGAAUAACAAUCUCUUACAUGCGAUUGUGUUCGUUGUAAAAAUCAAAAGACUUUUAAUCUUAAUUUAUACAUUACUAACACUUGUGAUACAACAGAACAUAAUUAUAUAAGAAUACGUGCUUAGAAAUACGAUUGUUUUUUACCCUAAUAAUUUUUUUCUAAUGUGAAAACAUAAGGUUUUACUUUUAAAGACAAUUAGAAACUGAUAAAAAGUGUUCAUUUUUCGAUAAAAAUGUUAAAAUAUGGGAGACAAUAAUUGCCUUCCAGUUUGGAAAUGAAUCUCUGAAAAAAAAAAAUAUGAAUAUCAUAUUAUACAAUUUCUCUUUUUAUAUUUCUGUAAUAUUUCACUGAAAACAUGAUCAGAAUUAGUAAUGUUAAAUCUCUUUCAACUUAAUUAUACUUGAAUAUGAUUGCCAAAAUACAAACAGGUCUAUAUUAAUCACCUCCCACUGUCUACAUACCUAAUUUGAAGAGAUACAACAACUGAAACCGUUUUCAGUUGAUUUGAAAAUGAUAUGACUGUAACCCGGAUUUGUUUUUGUCUCGAUCGAUUAAUGACUUUCUAACAGUGGUAUACUAAUAUUGCCUUUAUUUAAUGAAUACAUCAAUAAACAAUGUAAUAGGUCCUAGCAACACAUAUUUUAAGAAUCUAAAGAAUAAUAAUCAAUUUAGCAUUUGUAACAUUUGAAGCAGGAUCUGCUUACCCUUCCGGGGCACCUUAGGUCACCCCUAGUAUUUAAUGGGUUUUUUGUUGCUUAAUAUUUAGUUUGCAAUUUGUGUCAUGUGUUCUAUUGUUUGCCUGUUUGUACUCUUUCAUUUUUAGCCAGGCGUUGUUAGUUUAUUUUUGAUUUAUAAGUUUGACUGUCCCUCUGGUAUCUUUCGUCCCUCUCUUCUAGCAUAUGUUGACACCAAAAUUGACAUAUAAAAUAACAUUAUGUGUAAUGAUUUUUUCUUGCAAAUAGCUUGCCUAAAAUGUGGAUUCAUGAUUGAUGAUAAAUGUA
Molecule: messenger RNA, 2032 nt
Organism: Mytilus trossulus (common blue mussel)
Lineage: Eukaryota; Metazoa; Mollusca; Bivalvia; Mytilida; Mytilidae
Exons: 6
Coding region: 145-1038 (297 amino acids)
Source: RefSeq, a predicted model, not a curated record